GUUGUGUUCUUUUACACAGGCAUUCUUGCUUGUCUUGAUGGGUAUAUGAACAUAGCAAUGGAGCAGACGGAAGAGUAUGUAAACGGGCAGCUCAAGAACAAGUACGGUGACGCCUUUAUCCGUGGAAACAACGUUCUUUACAUCAGCACAGUGAAGAGAACCUUGGCGGAUGGAGCCUAG
Messenger RNA from Thlaspi arvense, 180 nucleotides. NCBI's taxonomy places the organism in Eukaryota, Viridiplantae, Streptophyta, Magnoliopsida, Brassicales, Brassicaceae. The record is from the annotation of a GenBank genome assembly.